Molecule: messenger RNA, 1356 nt
Organism: Funneliformis mosseae
Lineage: Eukaryota; Fungi; Glomeromycota; Glomeromycetes; Glomerales; Glomeraceae
Source: the annotation of a GenBank genome assembly
AUGCCAAUUUCUAAUGAAAUAAAUAAUAAUGAACUUGACCUCUCAUCAAAUCGAGAUAUUGAGAAGCAUGAAACAGAUCAUAAUGAAGCUCCUACAGAUCCCAUAGCUCCCAUGAGGAAUUUUUAUGUAAUCGCAUGCGGAUAUUUGCUUUUCACAUUAACAGAUUCAGGAUUAAGAAUGAUCGUUUUGUUAGAACUAUUUAAUCGAGAGUUUGAUGCGUUGCAAAUAUCUUUAAUGUUUACUCUAUAUGAAUUUUUUGGUGUGGUUACAAAUCUAGUUGGCGGUAUUCUUGGAUCUCGACUAGGUUUAAGAUUUUGUCUUCUCGUAGGACUUUUAUCGCAAGUAAUAGGAAUCGGAAUACUUUGUGGUUUACAAUCAAGUUGGAGUAAAACUGUUGUAAUAAUAUAUAUUAUUAUAGCUCAAGGGUUUAGCGGUAUUGCUAAAGAUAUGGUAAAAUUAGGAGGAAAGUCUGUAACUAAAUUAGUAACAAAAGAAGAAGGUGCACAUCAAUCAAAGCUUUUUAAAUUGGUGGCUUGGCUUACAGGUGCAAAGAAUUCGGUUAAAGGUGCAGGCUUCUUUUGGGGAGCUUUUUUGUUAAGGUUUACGGGAUAUAUACCAGCUUUAUCAGUUUUAUUGGUAAUGAAUUUGAUCGUAAUUCCACUCGCUUGGUUUUUUCUUGAUCGUACCCUGGCCGUCAGCAAAUCGAAAAAAGAGUUGACGCUUAAAGAAAUUUUUAAUAAGGGAAGAGAUGUAAAUAUCUUGUCAUUAGCCAGGAUGUUUUUAUUUGGAUCACGAGAUUUGUGGUUUGAAGUUCCAAUACCCUUGUAUUUGAGAGGUACAGUUGAAUGGUCAUAUCUCGCCACAGGGGCAUUCUUAGCAGGAUGGGUGAUGUUUUAUGGCGCCAUUCAAUCAAGUACACCUCAAUUAAUUUUAAAACCAAUUCGAAUUUAUCCAAUAAAGUCAGGAAAACUUCUUGUUCCAUUCACCAUUGCUCUUCUAGUCGUAAUGAUUGGAAUCGCACUUGGACUUCAAUUUAUCAAUGUUUUAACACAACGUACAGCUUUGGUUGUAUUACUUAUUGUUGGAUUAUUUACCUUUGCAUUUAUUUUCGCGGUAAAUUCUUCAAUUCAUUCGUUCCUUAUCUUAGCAUAUUGUCAUAGAGAUAAAGUUGCCAUGAAUGUUGGAUUUUAUUAUAUGGCAAAUGCUUUAGGAAGGUUAAUUGGGCUGAUUGUUGGUGGGAUAUUAUUUAACUAUAUUUCAUUGGCAGCCUGUUUAUGGUUUUCAUCCGGGGCUCUCGUUUUAUGUACCCUAACCAGCUUUUUCUUGGGACCUGUACCUGAAGAGGAAUUAAAAUAA